AUUUGAUAUAAAACAUAGGUACAUACGGAAAACGUUUAUUUAAAGAUCGUUCAACAUUCUACUCUACCAUGAAAUUAGAGAUUCUGUUUAUUACAUUUACACUGCUUGGUGUACUGUCUCUCGAAAAGAAUUCUGCUAAAGAAGCGAUCGAACAAAGAGAAAAAAGAGAAAAAUUUCGUCAAGAUUGCAAAAACCAAUAUGGCCUUAAACAAAUAAAAUUUCCAACAUCCAACGCAACUGACGAAAAGGUAGCAGACUACUAUAUUUGUUAUUUAAAAAAGAUCGGAAUAGUAACUGAUGAUGACAAAUUUGAUAACACACAACUUAAACAUUUAAUUAAUAACUUUAAUUCAGAAAUAGUACCUAAAGAUAUCACUGACCGAUGCAGUGACAAUGAAAAAGUGACUAAAACAAACAUUCUGCCGUUACUUAAGUGCAUAAAAGAUGCUUAUCUAGAAUUUAGUAAAUAUGUGUUAAGGAAACCAGUAGUCCAAUAAGAACUCAAAAAUUUAAUUUAUGUAAAAUAAAGUUUAAGUGAGA
Molecule: messenger RNA, 540 nt
Organism: Diabrotica virgifera virgifera (western corn rootworm)
Lineage: Eukaryota; Metazoa; Arthropoda; Insecta; Coleoptera; Chrysomelidae
Exons: 2
Coding region: 69-497 (142 amino acids)
Molecular function (GO): odorant binding
Source: RefSeq, a predicted model, not a curated record